Strongylocentrotus purpuratus (purple sea urchin) is the source of this 686-nucleotide messenger RNA. Its product is annotated as fibrinogen C domain-containing protein 1-like. The record is from RefSeq and is a predicted model, not a curated record. The transcript is spliced from 3 exons. The annotation marks the transcript as partial. NCBI's taxonomy places the organism in Eukaryota, Metazoa, Echinodermata, Echinoidea, Camarodonta, Strongylocentrotidae.
AUUUGAGAAGCUCUCCUGAAGUGUUUCCUGGGGAGCCACAGGACUGUGCUGACAUCAAGGCAAGUGGGCUGAAUAUCAGCAGAAUCUAUGGCAUCCACCCUGAAGGCGUCGGAAGAUCGUUCAACGUCUACUGUGACAUGGACACCGCUGGUGGUGGUUGGACGGUCUUCCAAAGAAGAAAGGACGGUUCCGUUAAUUUCAGUGGUAAUUGGUCACACUACAAGAAGGGCUUCGGGAGCGUUUCUGGUGAACACUGGCUUGGGAACGAUAAGAUUCAUCGCCUGACGAGCCAGAAGACUUAUGAACUACGGGUCGAUAUGGAAGAUUUCUCUGGGACGACCAGCCAUGCCAGUUACGGCGAGUUCAUGAUUGGCAAUGAGACCAUGAAUUAUGAUCUGAAGCUAGGUGCUUAUUCUGGCGGAGGUGCAGGAGAUCGCCUUGGUUUACACCGCGGACGUCAAUUCAGUACCAGAGACCGAGACAACGAUGGGUCCGAAUAUCAUUGUGCCAGCUAUUAUUCAUCCGGGUGGUGGUUUAAUCGGUGUCGCUAUUGCGACCUUAACGGGAUCUACUCGGACGACGGGGAUCUCGCUACCCCCGCGGACAAAAGAGGCAUGCUGUGGGACUUUAAGACAAUCCUUACGGGAAGCGAGAUGAAGUUACGCCCGUUAACCAUGGAUGACUGA